AUGGGAGCAGCGAGGCUGGUUCUUGGUGGUGCAAUACUUGGUCUUUUUUGGGGUGGUAUACCGCAGACAAUUGGCUCGGAUGCUCUCAAUGGAAUCUGUGAAUCAUCCCCCUGUGUCUGUGAUCUUCACGGACGGCUCACCUGCGAUUGUGAGAAUAGACCCGAGGAGCUGUUUCUGAGAUCAGAAGGAGAGCACCGCCUGAGCCAGCACACGAGCCGAAUAAUAGUCAAGAACUGUCCAUCAGUGAUCUUAAUGAACUCAAGCUUGUCACUGAUGACCGGCUUGCGAUCAAUCGACUUUAUCAACAUAUCAAACCUAACUCUCUUCACAGAAUCCUUCGAGCUCUCACCAAAAACCCUGCGAGUGAUAAUAUCAAUCCACUCUGCAAGCAUCGAGAUCCUGCCUAGCUUCGUCUUCCGAGGAGACAUCGAAGCAAUAAGCUUCGAGAGCGUGAACAUCAGCACAGUGAGCGCAUUUGCUUUCGCGAACCUCGCGGGGACCGAAAAGCUCAUCCUUGAAGACUGUCUGAUAGGAACAAUAGAAGAACAAGCGUUCAAGAAGUUCGACGUGAACUUUUUACACAUAAUCGGCGGUUCCUUUGGGGAUCAAGUACCAAGUCGGGCGAUGAACGACCUAGAAGUGUUCACUACUUUCCGGCUAGACGGAGUUUACAUGGGGACCGUGAGGUCUGCAGCGUUCGUCAUAAAAAAACCAAAGACUGUUACGAUACAAAAUUGCAUUAUUGAAGGCCUGGAAGGCGAAGCUUUCGAUAUCAGCACACGCGGUCCAGUGCUGAUCAAAAACAACAACUUCAACAGCCUAUCCGCUGGAUCCUUUUUGGGAAUUGGGAUGGAUAACGACGAUCGUUUGCCUCCAAUGGGUUCAAAAUUGCAGGAGAUAACUUUUACGAACAACACGCUGAAUGAUUUUGAAGAAGGCUCGGUUUUGUUCGACCGCGCGAGCUUUCGUCCUGUAAUCGACAACAUUCUGAUAAAUCGAACCUGCCAAUGUUCGUUGUUAAACGAGUGGAAGAACAACAUUCUAAACUACAGCAAUGUUUACACGCGUUACUACUCCGGGAACUCGGUUAUCCAGAACAACAAUAACCUGCUGGAACCGAUUGAGGAGGGAACGUUUUACUGCUUGGACACCAAUGGUGACGUUAGUGGUACCAAUAGUAUGAGUAUUAGUGGAUUUACCAGUAGUUUUCGUGAUUACGAGUUACGUAGGUGUACUAUUGGUAGUUCAACGAUGUUACUGUUAGUUGUAAUAACGAUACUUAUAUUUUUAUUAAUAGUUGGGAUAGUUCUGGUGGUUUGGUGUUGCAAAAGACACCGCGAUAAUGGACAAAAACAGUGGAUAAGUGUACCGACCAGUGCUCCAGACGUUGUUUCUAAAAAAAACGGGGUUAUUGGACGUGGUGGUGUUAAUAGUAGUGCUAGUGAUGGUAACAAUUCUAACAGAACACCUGUCGACUCGAGGAUAACUAUGGUUGUCCCGGAUGGAAGGCUCUAUCGUGAAACCGAGUUUCAUGUUAUUGUUGAGAAAGCUGAACCACUUACUACAGAAUUGUAA
Messenger RNA from Cotesia congregata, 1575 nucleotides. NCBI's taxonomy places the organism in Eukaryota, Metazoa, Arthropoda, Insecta, Hymenoptera, Braconidae. The record is from the annotation of a GenBank genome assembly.